Molecule: messenger RNA, 450 nt
Organism: Arabidopsis arenosa
Lineage: Eukaryota; Viridiplantae; Streptophyta; Magnoliopsida; Brassicales; Brassicaceae
Source: the annotation of a GenBank genome assembly
ACGACAUUCUCGCCUUCUCUUUUAAAGUCACCGGCGAUCAAUCAAGAGUCGAUCCUCCGGUAAUCAGAGUUGAAAUCGAUCUUCAACACUCGAUUUUUCUUAAAAACCAAGGAUGAUAAUAGUUCUUUUGCCAUUGAUAACAAGCGAACAAAGCUUUGAGCUCGUGGUGCCCUUAGGACUGAGGAAAGAUGCUUCGUCUAGUUGGACACCGGAAUGCUCCGAACCGGUGAAUCGGAGAGAAACGCAAGCAAAGGUAGAGCGGCGCGAGGUGGCGGCGGUUGACAGCGAGCUGCUAAGGUCUUCGCCGGAACGAUUUGAAAAUGGACGGAGUAUGAAGUGGAGGCAUCUUCAAGAACUGCGGAGGUUGCCGACGAGAAGUGGGACAGAGGCCUUGAAGGAUAGAAACCCAGUGAGCUAAUGGUUUGAAUUUGAUAAAACGAUUAUCAUCCU